UCUAAUAUUACAUGUCUACAGAUCUGAAACCAUUCAGUGUAACAAAUAUGCAGAAAUAUAGGAAAUUAGGAAGGAGCAAAUAGUUUUUCAUGGCAAUGUAGAAUUAAGACAUCUGAUUGGUCAGGUUACAAAUGAAAAUAUUGAACAAGGUUUGUUCCUUGGCCAUAUGUUUGCAUUUAGAAUGCUUGCCUUUAUUAAACCCUCCUUUUUUUCUCUAGUCAGCUGGACCGUAGAUCACGCCUCCUUGUGUAUCACAUGACCUGGGAUAUUCUUCCUGUCAAUGGGGUGCGUCUGGAGGUGUGCUGUCAUUUAAGCUUCCUUUUUAAAAAAACACUAGUGAGGAGAAGCAAAAAACAAAUUAUGUAGAAAUGGAUGGGACACUAAAAGCAAUGCAAGUGAUUGCUAUUGUCCUGCAGUGUUCGACAUGUAGAGGUUCAUUGGGCAGCUCGCACUCAGCGCAUUGCUUAACUGGCGAUAGCGUAGUGUUGAACUGUCAAUCUACGGCCGCAGGAAAGAGACAGGAAAAAAUAGAUGUUGAGUGGAAGAGGUUGGACCCGUCGGGUCAUGAGGUGACCGUAUUUAACUCCAUUGAGCCCGAGAAGAAUCGGAUCGGAGCCACUGUGGACGGGCUGGGGCACGGCGAUCCAUCUUUGCGCUUAGCCAAUGUGACCUUGGCCGAUGAAGGGAUCUACCUCUGCUCGUUCUUUUUAACACCCACAGAGUAUAAAGGAAAAGCCCGGCUGGAUGUAUCAGUGAGGCCGACCGUGGAACUUCCUGCCGAGCUCACUGUGACGGAGGGCGAAGAGAAGACUGUAGUCUGUAAGAUUAACGGGUUCUACCCGCGCCAGAUCUCCGUUUUAUGGCUAACCAGCGGCAGCUCGAGCCGCGAGACGGCUCACAUCUCCCGCGGUGUCUGCACGGCCGAAACGGAGGACAAUGGCGAUCGCACGUUCAGCGUAUCCAGCCGCAUCACCGUGACGGCCAACCCAACGGCGAAUAAUGGCGCAGAGUACGUCUGCAUGGUUAAGCACAGGGCGUAUGCUGAGCCUCACAACAGAAGCGUCAUACUGAGGGUUCAAGGUCGAUAUGACGUCACACGACUGAUAGCUGGCACCAUGGUCACCAGUACACUUCUGGUUCUGCUUGUCGUGGGCUCAAUAUUUAUUUACUGCAGAUAUUUUCAGAGAGUUCCUCCAAGUGUGUCGGAAAUCAUCAAGCCCUCUUUAAUAUUUGCUAGAGUGCCAACGGAGUUGAAGUGCAAUAUCACCAGUGACAGGCCAAGAGACAUCAAAGUUAGUUGGCUGAAGCUGAGUCCAGGGUUGGACAGUGACACUGCAGUGACCCGGAAAAGCUUCUCAGAGGCUUCCCCUUUGAAUGGGUGGUUAGACCUGAGUGACAAAGCUGUCUUAGACAGUGGCAACAUGCAUCUCACUUCCACGCUACGCAUCCAGCUGACCACCUACGAGGAUAAUACUAAAUAUCAAUGCCUUGUCCGUUACGGUGACAAAUCGAUCACGAGAGAGACCACCGUGAAUGUUAAAGCACAACCAUCCGUUCUUCAAAUCUCAAGCCUGCCUCAUAUUCCCGAAGUGGGGAAGUUGCUGGUUUUGUGUUGCCGCGUUGAGAAGUUCUACCCAAAGGACGUUCACCUGGAGUGGUCAAGGCAAGGAGAGCCGGUGGGGAACGUCACUCAGUUCGGACCCUUCCCCGACACAGACAACAAACACAGCGUCUGGGGAAAGACCGAGCUGAUGGUGGCCCAGGAAGACCACAAUACCAUGUUCACCUGCCGCGUGUAUCACGACAGCUUCCACGAGCCCGGCUAUGAGGAUGUCACCUAUCAGGUCAACAUAGAUGGCGUUCCUCCAAGCGUGAUGUUCAUCAACUGCGACCCGCCUCAGCCGAAGGCGGGUGAGAAAUGCACACUCAGCCUUUACCUUGGCGACUUCUGCCCCGAGCACGUCUCCGUCACCUGGUACAGGAACGGCCGGCCGGUGCACACCGGAGUCUUCCUCUCCCCCCCUGCGCUCGACGUCAGCGGCCUGUACUGCCUGUGGAGCUUCCUCCAGCUCACGCCCGCGGGGGAAGACCACGGCUCGGUCUUCCGGUGCCUGGUGGAGCACAGCGCUCAAACCGAACCGGAGGAGAGAGAGUACACGCUCAGCCUGUGCUCCUGAGAUUUCCCCUCGAUCAAAGACCGCACCAGGGGCUCCUGCUGUCACCCUCCUGCUGCGUGACACCCCCCAAUUCCAUUUGACUGGUCCCACCAUAGUGCCCGUGACAGAAGGUUAGAGAAAAGUGUAAACAUUUACAGACUCUUAAAAACUCUUUCUUUCCAUUGACAUAGGAUUUUGUAACAGUAGGGAUGCUUCUCACAGCGUGGAAAAUAAUCUCAGCCUCCCAGUUCCUGUACCAUAUGAACACCAGAUCCUUUAGUCCUUAAUAAUAAUAAUGUGUGGUGGCUAAUUGAUUGGAGUUUUGCGUUGCUUUUGAACCACACAUCAAACCAUGGUGUUCAUAUUGUUUCACAAUUGUGGUUCAAAAUUUCAUUGGCAAAAGCUUCCAAAGACAUUUCAUUGCAUCUCCAUAAAAGUUUUGGUUUUGUGUAUAUCCUGUACAACACAUGUGAGGUGUAUAUAUAUGAGGUAUAUAACCAUACUAUUUUAUGCAUGUCGAGUAUUUAGUAUAUACAUUUUAUAUUUUUUGUAAAAGGGUGCUUUCUUAAUAAGAUGUUGUGUGAGCAAUUUCAGGUUUGUGUGUGUGUGAACGUUUUUUCAGUUUAUGUGUGUACACACUGUUUUAGUGUUGUACUUCUGCAUCUGAGUUUUGAAUUACAGCCCAGAUGGCACUGAGAAAAAACCAUAAAUAGCACUGCUGUUUCGCUGAAUAAUUUAUCGCUGGAAUGCGUCACUAAUUAACAUGUUCAGACAUUUCAUUGACAAGGUUUUCACCCAAACUCAAAAAUAACUGAGUAUACCUGCUAUUUAAAAUCUUGGAAAGGCAGCUGAAAGGAAUUUUUCAUUACUGAAAUUAAGCACUUUCCAGACACUAAAAAGAGCGCUCUAUUAGACUUGUGGAUUCUGAAUUAAUAAUACUAAACAUAUGGACAAUAUGUACAUCUAUUGUGUGGAGGAAAACCUCCUCUUAGGUUCGGAAGGUGAGUCGGCGAUGUAAGAAGAAAGACUAGAAACUAUGAUUUCUUCUAAUACUUUUUUAUUUGUUUUACAUCCUUUUUUAUACAAUCAGAUCUCCUUCUACCAUGAUGUAUCUUCCCUCUGAAACAACCAAUCCCAGCCUAGGUCACACUUAUGUUUCACCAGCUAGUUUAACAAUAACUAUUAUAUAAUUUUCAAUUUCAAUAAAUGACAGAUAUUUCACCACACACUUACAGAGGUAUGUAUAUGCAUGACUUGAAUAACAAGUAUUUGUUCUCAUGAAUAACAAUUGUUUAAUCUUCCGGUUCCAAAGUGCAUGCACUUUAAAUGCAUUCAAUACAUGCUGUAAUCCAAAUGAAAUAUUUAACUCAUAUACAAACACACCAGGCUGUUCUAACAGAAUAUGUGUAUAUUAUUACUGUUGCUGUUAUUCAUUUGAUUUUAAUUUAUUCAUUUUAAUAGAAUAUAAUCUAUACAAUAACUAGAUAUAGCAAAACAGUUCUUUCUAGGUCAGUGUGUCCUUUCUCUUCUCUUGCAACUCAAAGGUCUUCUGCAGAAGACUGUUUCCCAACAUAAGUUACUUACAAAAUUCCAAUAAUAAAUGUUUACAAUUUUCCUCCUA
Messenger RNA from Anguilla anguilla (European eel), 3777 nucleotides. RefSeq lists its product as uncharacterized. The record is from RefSeq and is a predicted model, not a curated record. The transcript has 7 exons. Bases 369 to 2177 code for a protein of 602 amino acids. Lineage: Eukaryota; Metazoa; Chordata; Actinopteri; Anguilliformes; Anguillidae.